UUGAUAAGAAGAUCAGAUUCUCUCAAAGGCUCUCUCUCCCAUGUGACAUGUGAGGGAUGAUGAAUUUAUUAAUCUUCUUUGUAUCAUUGACCUAUUAUUGCUCUCCUUUUCUCUUCAAACUCAAAAAAAGGUUUCACUUUUAAUCCUCUUUAAGAAUAUUGUUUUUGUUCAGGUUGAUCCAAAUUAUUUCUUUCUAGGGUAAAGUCUAGAUUUUUAUGUUCUUCUGAUCCAAAGUUCUAUUUUUGUUAUCUGGGUUUUGUUCUGUUUGUCAGUUUCUUCACGUGAGUGAAGUUUUUAGCUACUCUCAAUAGCUUCAAACUUUGACCAAAUUUGUUUGUUCUCUCUUGUUUUCAUCGACGACUCUUGACUUUGCUGAGAAGAAGUGUUUAUCUUUGAUCGAAAUCAACAAAAGAAGAAGAAGAAGAAGAAGGAGGAGAAGAAUCUGAUCUGCAAUUUUCUUACAGGAUCAGGAAUUGAAAGAAAGAUGGGUUCUUUCAAGGGUCAUGCUUUGCCAGGUACAUUGUUCCUUGUGGUUGGAGUAUGGCACAUUUGGAGCUCAGUGGUUCGAUUCAUAUCGAAUCCUAGUUCAUUUCGGGUUAGAGUUUGGCACCCUGUUCCUGGUUUUAAUGAUAGGAUCAAGUACUUGGAGCUUUAUGUUGUUACUAUUGGCUCGUUCAUUGACUUGUGCAUUGAGUUUUUGUAUUCAACUCAUCUCAAGUUCUUUGUUGAUGGUGUUUUGAAUCCUUCCCACAUGAAUGAUUUUGAGCACUCUGGGAUGCUUCUCAUGUUCUUCAUCCUCGGAUUUAUCGCUUUGCUCUCCGAGAAAACAAGGUUACUUCCUCUGCCACAAGAAGCUCUAUGCUUAAUUGCUGCAACAGCCUUUACAGCUGAAUGUCUUCUCUUCUUCUUCCACUCCACAAGCCACAAAGGUCUUGAAGGUUAUUACCAUCUCCUCCUCGUCUUUCUCAUCGGUCUCUGCGUCAUCUCCUCAAUCGCAGGAGCAAUCUGCCCUACAAGCUUCCCAGUAGAUCUAUGCAAUGGCAUUGCAAUGACUCUUCAAGGACUCUGGUUUUACCAGACAGCUUUCACUCUCUAUGGCCCUAUGAUGCCUCAAGGCUGUAGUUUAAAACAAAACUCUGUAGUUUGCAGAUCAGUCGAUUCCGAAGUCUCUGGAGAGUUUCUGGCUAAUUUUCAGCUAUUUUCAUUGGUUCUUGCUGUUCUUGUCUGCGUUGUGGGUUCAUAUGUAUUUGCAGCUUCGAGAUUUGGAGUUAGUAGAUGAGAGAUUUUAGUAAGUACAAAUUAGGGAUUUUGUUGUUUAUCUUCUUCGUCUUCUCUUUAUCUCCUAGUGUUUUUAGAAAAAUAUAAAGAAAUAAUCUUUUUUUCUUCUACUGCUUUUGGACGAGUUUGCAUUUGAAGACAAAGAACACACACUCCUA
This is a messenger RNA of Arabidopsis lyrata subsp. lyrata, 1436 nucleotides long. RefSeq names its product transmembrane protein 45B. Lineage: Eukaryota; Viridiplantae; Streptophyta; Magnoliopsida; Brassicales; Brassicaceae. The record is from RefSeq and is a predicted model, not a curated record. The coding region runs from base 485 to 1279 and encodes 264 amino acids. The transcript has 3 exons.